This is a messenger RNA of Saprolegnia diclina VS20, 1656 nucleotides long. RefSeq lists its product as hypothetical. Gene Ontology annotation, molecular function: cysteine-type deubiquitinase activity. The coding region runs from base 1 to 1656 and encodes 551 amino acids. The record is from RefSeq and is a predicted model, not a curated record. The transcript is spliced from 10 exons. Gene Ontology annotation, biological process: protein deubiquitination. NCBI's taxonomy places the organism in Eukaryota, Oomycota, Saprolegniomycetes, Saprolegniales, Saprolegniaceae.
AUGGCCAAGCCAGCGACGUCCGGCCUUCCGUCUCCAACCCCCCCAACGCGGUCGCUCGCCCCCCCGAGUGCUACGACCGCAACUGCCAACAACAACAAGGACCUCGCCGACGCACCGCCGCCCGACGUGGCAGCAACUACGAACGACGACAUGCUCAACAAGAUGGUGCACAUUCGCACGGGCCCACGAAAGAAAGCCGGCAACAUCGAGACGACGACGACGACGACGACGCGGCUGCCGAGCAACCGUCUCUUCUCGCGGGCGAGUCGCCAGCAGCGCGAGUCACCGCGGUUGCAACCACUCUCGAAUCAAAACAGUAUUGCGCCGGCCCCCGACGCCGACGAACGCUCCAAGAAAUCGAGCACCGACGACUCGGAGAACGACGACGACGGCAACGCGUCGACAGUGCAGCUACCGCCCGCGUCUUCGACGUACACGUCGUAUCCUGGCUGUGCCAAAGACGCAAUUGUCAAGCCCAGAUUGGACGAGACACGUCUUGAUGCACUCUCCAUUUCGGCGCGGCUCGCCAACGCCGGCAUCACAACCUCGUCGACUUCGAUCGUGAUGAAGGAGCGAAGUAGCGCCACGAGGGGCCUGGUCGGGCUUCAGAACCUCGGCAACACGUGCUUUAUGAACAGUUGUCUCCAGUGCCUGAGCAACGUCCCGCUCGUGAUGCGGUACUUCCGCAUGGGGCAGCACCUCCAGGAACUCAACGAAGCCAGUCCAACCCAAGGCAAACUCGCGUGUGUAUUUGGCGACCUGACGCAAGUGCUGUGGCAACAAGCCGAGUUUAGCUCGACGCGCCCUGUCGAGUUGAAGCGCGUAGUUGGCAAGCUCGCGUCGCGCUUCAUUGGGUACGAGCAGCACGACGCCCAAGAGUUUCUCCGCUUCCUCGUCGACGGUCUCCACGAAGAUCUCAACAGGAUCAAGAAAAAACCAGCGUACUACGAAAUCCCCGAUCGCCCGAGCGCGAGCGACAAGGACGUCUCGGACGAGUACUGGCAGUUUUACGUGCAGCGCAACAUGAGCGCGCUCUCGGAGCAGUUUUGCGGCCAAUUGCGCUCCGAAGUCACGUGCCAAACGUGCCAGCACCGGUCUGUGUGCUUUGACGUCUUUUGGGAUCUCUCGAUUCCGGUGCCCAAGAAAGGCAAGAGCUUGGCGUCUCGCUUCAAAACCGACGACGACAAUGGCGUGCCCGUCGAAGACUGCCUGCGCGCGUACACGGAAGAAGAGCAUAUCCAGGAGGACGACGCAUUCUACUGCGCCAAGUGCAAGACGCACCGGUCGGUGGUCAAGAAGAUCAACCUCCAGCGAUGCCCGCACGUGCUCGUGCUGCAUCUUAAGCGCUUCUCGUACUCGACCUUUAGCCGCGAUAAGAUCUCGACGCCAAUCAAGUUUCCCGCCGACGGGCUCAACCUCAAAGAGUUUUGCACCAAGGACAACCUGCACUACGACAAGUGCUGGGACUAUGAUCUUAUCGGGGUCAUCCACCACAUGGGCUCGCUCAACGGCGGGCACUACACCGCCGAAUGCCGCAACCCCGAGAACGACCAGUGGUACGACUUUAACGACGAGACGGUCUCGGGCAUCAAGAAGCCGCACGUCUCAAGCGGCACAGCCUACAUCCUCUUUUACCAGCGGCGCGCGCACGUAUGA